AUGGACGACAGUAUCCCAGUUGCCGACCUCCAGCACCAAGCUGGAUCCCUAGCCGCCAUUGCCUUUCACAAUAUCGAACACUGCACACAAAAGAUCUCGUCUGCGAUCCGAGGAUAUCACCAUCUCCCCAAUACGGGGGCUGAACACAGCAACAACGACGAGGCCCAUGACGCAGCGAAAUAUACCAAGGCAUUCAUCAAAGGCCGCAAGGUGGCCGUCAAGGUCGCCAACCUCAUUAACCGUGGCAAAACUACUCACCCAGUCCCGUUGAGGGUGUCUGGCAGCGGGUUGGUCGGAGGGUCACCCUGUGAAGGGCACGCGCGCCUGAUCGAGGGAAUUACCUGGUUCGAAAAGACUCAAUUCAAUCACCAGUCCCUCAGGCCCGAAAGAAAUCAUCCCACAGCCACACAUUACCUGCAUUUUUCAACUCCACUGGCGCAGAUUAUUCCUGGGGCAGAAGGGAGGACGCAACCCAUGGACCUCGUGCAGGAUAUCACCGUUAUCUCGGGUAUGUGCCUCUGGGCAUCAAGGAUCAUCCAGUCGAGUAUGCCACGGKGUCAACGGCUCGACAUAUCCAGACUCCAAUCUGCCAAAGUCACCCUAUACGAGGUUGAAUACCUCGCUCGCGCGGUCCCAGUCAUCGCCGACCUGGCUGCGGUACUAUCCGCAAAUAAUCAAUACCAGCCAACGCCACUGAGCAUCCGCCUCGACAUCCCCAGCUUCCACUACUACCACUCCCUCGAGGAGCGUCUCCGUGACGGAUGCUGCACCUUCCCCGAGGCACUGCAAUGGAUGCACGCCGUCGAGGAGCGCCACCACCAGCUGUCGCGGGUAUUCCGCCGCCUCGUCGACCACGAGCUAUCCCGGCGGUUGGGUGGGACUCCUCACCGUCGGAAACUGGAUAUCCAGGUCUCACCUUUAGCGGACCUGGUAUGCCAACAGAUCUGUGACUCCUUGGCCAACAGCAUCCUCCCCGAUCUGGAUGAUAUCCUGCGCGUUCUAGAGACGGAAGACGCUACCUGGGCCCGUUUCUACGCGCUGGUCCCGAAGAACGAGCGGGUGACCGACUUCCGGGGUCUGAGCUAUCUUUUCUACGUGUACCAGGUACUGAGGCCGGCUGUGGAAGAAACUCAAUGCGCCGCAGAAAGUGGCAAUGGCGACGCAGCAACAAAAUUACUGAUCAGUGUCGAUGACGCGUUCGAGCGCCGGAUCUACUCGCGGAGUCAGAAACUGCUGAAGAAGCUGCGGGCAUCGCUGCCAGCAUCUGCGGCUGCCCCUCAUCUACUCGAGGUUUAUCUAUGUCGACGUAUAUUUAUCAACAGCAAUGAGACAGGGUCGAAUCUCUACCUGGAUGACCCGUCGCCUGAGCCAUUUCUGUUGCGACUGUGCCAAGGACUGGCUGCCGAGGAGAAGCAGAAGCAGCAACUUGUCCGAGCUCAGGAUCAGGAUCGACAUCAAUGGCGCUCUGAGACGGUCAAGCUGGAUGCAUUCGAUGUGGUUGAGGGGUUGUAUGGAUCUUACCUGGCUGAAGUGCUCAAGGACUUGUUUGCAGAGGUGGGGCUGGGAGCUUAG
Molecule: messenger RNA, 1572 nt
Organism: Aspergillus pseudoviridinutans
Lineage: Eukaryota; Fungi; Ascomycota; Eurotiomycetes; Eurotiales; Aspergillaceae
Exons: 1
Coding region: 1-1572 (523 amino acids)
Source: RefSeq, a predicted model, not a curated record